Molecule: messenger RNA, 1908 nt
Organism: Pichia membranifaciens NRRL Y-2026
Lineage: Eukaryota; Fungi; Ascomycota; Pichiomycetes; Pichiales; Pichiaceae
Exons: 1
Coding region: 26-1777 (583 amino acids)
Biological process (GO): protein lipoylation
Cellular component (GO): mitochondrion; cytoplasm
Molecular function (GO): lipoyltransferase activity
Source: RefSeq, a predicted model, not a curated record
ACCUCGGCUCCACCUACAAGUGCACAUGCUGCUCUCCCGCUGCUCCAGACUUCUCCGGCCGCCGGCGCUAGCGCCGGCGGCCUCAGGGCGCCUCUACUCGUCGCUACCCGCAAGCUUCAGUGUCUCCCGGCAGGCGGCCUCGCAGACGGGCAGGACGGGAUACGAGCUCGACCCGAAGGACAUCGCGGACACCCUGCAGAACGACCCGAACCUUGCGGCCUUCUUCGACGCCGACACGCUGAAAGAGGUGGAGCGGGCGGCAAAAGCGCCCGCCGCAGACGCCGCCGAGCCAUACGACCCGUACGACCUCUCUGCCCUGCCCGUGUCCGCCGGCGACGCAGGCCCGGCAGGCUUGGUUGGCCCGGCAGACUCGGCAGGCCCCCAGACCAUGUCGACGGAGGCGUUCGUCAGGAUGAUGGCUGCCAGCGAGGCGCCCGGCGUAGGGCCGGCCAGCGGCGUGGACGACGCGGAAGUCCUGUCGUCGGAUGACUACCUCUCGGAAAUGCUCCAGCAGCAGCCCGACGGCGGUUCUGCCGCCGCCGUGGCGGCGGCAGCGAUGGCAGAGGAAAGCAAGAUUACCCGCUUCUUGCGCAAAGACGAGGUCGGCUCCCCCAGCAGGCUCCCGACUCAUCUGCCGUUGAAGAGUCUCGUUGGCACAGAGCUCCCGCUGGUGGUCGUGUCCAAGCUGACCGACCCAAGACUGAACCUCAGCAUUGAGAAGUACAUCUAUGACAACUACCCGGACCCGAAGGACCCGCUCAACCGGUUUGCACGGCGGUUGUUCCUCUACAAGAACUCGAACUGCGUUGUUCUGGGCAAGAAUCAGAACAUUUUCAGAGAAAUCAACCUGCGUCUUGCCUCGACGUACUCGACCCCCAUUUUGCGAAGGUUUUCCGGCGGAGGCACAGUGGUUCACGAUUUGGGGAACUUCAAUUUUUCCUUCAUUUGCCUGAAGGAGGACUUUUCCAGAACGGCGUUCACUACUGAGCUCGUCAACAAUUGGAACUCCGCUCUGCACAGCCGUAAAAUCCCAGGCGCCUUUGAGUUAGAGAUCAACGAGAAGGGAGACAUGAUCCGCAAGCUUGAUAAGAAGAAGAUCAGUGGCUCUGCCUUCCAAAUCUCGAAGGGCAAGUCUCUACACCAUGGAACGAUGCUUCUCAACUCAGAUUUGCACACUUUGGGCAGGUUAAUAAAACUGGAUGAGUCCAGGUUAUCCAGCAUCCAGGACCGUGCAACGAAGUCAAUUCCAAGCCCUGUUACAAACACAAACAUGGAUCAAAACACCUUUGUGGAACUGUGUAUCGAUUCGUUUGUCGGGAAAUUUGGUGUUCCUACAGACCUAGGCUCAAAAAUUGAGAAACUGAAAGUGGACAACUUGCACCUUGUCAGGCAUCAUAACAUAGAGGCGCAGCUUCUCAAAAUUGACGAUAUGACCGAACUACCAGCCGAGAUCUUGGAGACAUAUGAUCAGUUGUGCAGCUGGGAUUGGACUUUUGGUAAAUCCCCAAGGUUCCAAAUGGAUUUUACAUUGGAAGAUGGAAACAUGAAACUAAAAUUUGAUGUCAACCAAGGACGAGUAGUUGGCUUGGAGUUUGAUAAAGAUGACGAUGAUCAUCGCUUAGAUGAUCUCGUGCUGGCUCUGUCCACGAAAGGCAACGUGGUCGACUUCUCUGGCCCCAGCGUGAGUAAGUUCGUAUCAGAUGCUAAUCUCCGGAGACAACUAGCUUGGCAUAUUGAUCAGUGUACUGACUAUAAACGAAUUGGGGUGCAAAUCUAAAUAAACUUCAUGUACAUAGCAAAGACAGUAUAACGUAGUCCAUUCUUUUGACUUGAUUUGAAUCAAGGCCUCAUAGACACUAAUAAUUAACCGUCGGAAACCUUCCCAUUGUAAAAUUUAUUCCAUUUAGC